Messenger RNA from Plectropomus leopardus (leopard coralgrouper), 1065 nucleotides. The record is from RefSeq and is a predicted model, not a curated record. Lineage: Eukaryota; Metazoa; Chordata; Actinopteri; Perciformes; Serranidae.
UUUGAAGGACACCUCCUCAAAGUCCUGUUUGACCGACUGGGACGCGUCCUGGAGCAGCCGUACGAGUUGAACCUGCAGUUGACGGCCGUCCUGUCCCGCCUGGCGUCCUUCAACCACCCGCUGCUGCACGAGUACCUGCUGAACCCCUACGUCCACCUGUCCCCCUGCUCCAGGUCCCUCUUCUCUGUCCUCAUCAGGUUGAUGGGAGAGUUGAUGCAGAGGAUCCAGCAGGUGUCCAACCUGACAGACAGACUGGUGGACACCAGGAGACACCUGCUGGGACUCAACCAAAGCACUGGACUGGAGCACCUGACCCUGCUGAGAGGACUCAUCGUCCUUGAGGAGUUCUGCAAGGAGCUCGCCGCCAUCGCCUUCGUCAAACUGCCCCUGGACCAGCAGUGACCCUCCUGGACCAGCAGUGACCUACCUGGACCAGCAGUGACCUACCUGGACCAGCAGUGACCCUCCUGGACCAGCAGUGACGCUCCUGGACCAGCAGUGACCUACCUGGACCAGCAGCCUGAGGACAGGUGCACCUGUAUGAGGUGGGACAGGUAACUCUGGUGCACCUGGACUCACAUCUCAACUUUUUGCCAUUUGAGAACCUGAUUGAAGACGCCUUUGUCUCCGCCUUAACCAACCGCCUCACCUGAUCCUAUAAGCUGACCUCACAGUGACCUCGCAGUGACCUCGCAGUGACGUCACAAUGACAUCACAGUUUUAUUUAUUUGUUAGUUUUAGUAUUUAUUUUGAGUGAAAGAAAAGAAAUCAGAAUCAUCUCUGCACCAUUCAUCAAAAAAGCAACUUUUUAAAUAUUCAUUUCCUAAACCAAAAUGGCUUUUUUCCCCUGAAUUUCCAAUUUUGAGCUCAAAUAAAAAAAUAAAUCUGUAAAAUAAAACGGUGACAUCGCAGUGACAUCGCAGUGACAUCACAGUGACAUCACAGUGACAUCACAGUGACCUCAACGGAUAACGGACAGAAAACUGAAUUCUUUAUUGAUUUGAGAAACAAAAAAUUCAUUUUUAGAAAAUUUACUUUAAUUUUCCAGUUUUCUUUUUUCAUUUU